This is a messenger RNA of Cetraspora pellucida, 402 nucleotides long. The record is from the annotation of a GenBank genome assembly. Lineage: Eukaryota; Fungi; Glomeromycota; Glomeromycetes; Diversisporales; Gigasporaceae.
AUGUCUGUUGCCAUAAAAGAAAUGAUUCACCGAAUGUUUAAAAAUAUGAUAUCUCAUAUGAACUAUCCUCGAUUUAAUACAAGAACAAAUGCGAUAAAUAAUCUUGCAAGGGAUCCAAGUCUUUAUACAAUAUUGUCAAAUUGGUAUGUUAUGGAAAAUCUGUCUGUUUAUACAAACGAUCAAAGUAUUGAAAAUAGAAGUGAUAGUAAUACUGUAAAUAAUAGUAAAGUUGAAAGUGUAGGUCUAUCAAAGAGUUUAGACACUAAGCAUCCAUUCUUCCAAGAUCUAUAUAAAGCAUAUGAUGAUUACUUAAAUUCUAAGGCUGCACUAAUAAACAAAAAAUUAGAAUUUUAUAAUUUGAUCAUGUAUACUGUUCUUGAAGAUAACCAAGAUCCAGUCUAG